GAAUUGAGUUUGACACCCCUGUUUUAGAGGGUCAAACCCCCCCUGUAAUUAGCACCCUGUGUAUAUAUGAUACAAAAAUCCAUAGAGCUCAAUGGGAAUUAGCCUCAGAACACAUUAACACCCAGAACACAUUGCGAUGAAAAAUAUUAAGUGUAAAUUUUACAUUUUCACAUUGAGUGAAAUGUUCAGUAAGUUACGUUACGGACUUUCAUGGCGGUACAUGUGCUGGGAUAUGAAUUACAAAGGUGCUUGAUUUAAAAUUAAUUGUGCUUCAAAAAGUCCUUGAACCAAAGCCUCGUCAAGACUUGUUUUAAAGUCCACAUAAAUCGAAAGUGGUGACCUUUUCUUUUCAUACUGAGAUGCAGUUCUUAGACAAAAGGAAUAUUAAGAGAAAAUAGUGUGUGGCUUGUUUUUUUCUACUGUGAGCCGAUUGGAUGUAGUAAAGUAGGCAUAUUUUAUUUUAAUGUGCACUUUAACACUACUAAUAUGUUUGUUCUUACGCUUUGCUGUGUCCGGUCAGCGUGAGUGUAUCUCUGUUCAUGUGGGCCAGGCGGGAGUUCAGAUUGGCAAUGCGUGCUGGGAGCUCUACUGUCUGGAGCACGGCAUUCAGGCAGACGGACACAUGCCGAGCGACCACACCACCUCCGGCGGAGACCAGUCCUUCAACACCUUCUUCAGCGAGACCGGUGCUGGGAAACACGUUCCAAGAGCGGUGUUCGUGGACCUGGAGCCCACUGUCGUCGAUGAGGUUCGAACUGGAACAUACAGACAGCUGUUUCACCCAGAGCAGCUGAUCACUGGCAAGGAGGACGCCGCCAACAAUUACGCCAGAGGACAUUACACCAUUGGCAAAGAAAUCGUGGACCUGGUACUUGACCGUGUUCGCAAACUGUGCGAUCAGUGCACUGGACUGCAGGGAUUUCUCAUCUUUCACAGCUUCGGCGGUGGAACCGGUUCAGGUUUUGCGUCUCUUUUAAUGGAGAGAUUGUCUGUUGACUACGGCAAGAAAGCCAAGCUUGAGUUUGCUGUAUAUCCUGCACCACAGGUUUCCACCGCAGUGGUCGAACCCUACAACUCCAUCCUGACCACACACACCACCCUGGAGCACUCGGACUGCGCCUUCAUGGUGGACAACGAGGCCAUCUACGACAUCUGCAGACGAAACCUGGACAUCGAGCGGCCCACAUACACCAACCUCAACCGGCUAAUCGGCCAGAUCGUGUCCUCCAUCACUGCCUCCCUGCGCUUUGAUGGAGCCCUCAACGUGGACCUGACAGAGUUCCAGACCAACCUGGUGCCAUAUCCGCGCAUCCAUUUCCCGCUGGUCACCUACGCGCCGGUGAUCUCAGCAGAGAAGGCCUACCACGAGCAGCUGUCUGUGGUGGAGAUCACCAAUGCCUGCUUCGAGCCCGCCAACCAGAUGGUGAAGUGUGACCCUCGGCAUGGGAAGUACAUGGCCUGCUGCAUGCUGUACCGCGGAGACGUGGUGCCCAAGGAUGUCAACGCCGCCAUCGGAAGCAUAAAGACUAAGAGGACCAUUCAGUUUGUGGACUGGUGUCCCACAGGCUUCAAGGUCGGGAUCAACUACCAGCCGCCGACUGUAGUUCCAGGAGGAGAUCUGGCCAAAGUCCAGAGAGCAGUGUGCAUGUUGAGCAACACCACAGCCAUCGCCGAGGCCUGGGCCCGUCUGGAUCACAAGUUUGAUCUCAUGUACGCAAAGAGAGCCUUCGUGCACUGGUAUGUCGGAGAAGGCAUGGAGGAGGGCGAGUUUGCGGAGGCUCGGGAAGAUUUAGCCGCUCUGGAGAAAGAUUACGAGGAGGUGGGUGUGGACACUAUUGAUGGAGAAGGAGAAGCGGAGGGAGAAGAAUAAAGCUUGAGUUCACUACUAAAGUUCCAAUAAAUAAUAAACAUGGACACCUUUAUUAAUCUUUUAAGCAUUUAUUAAUCAGCAUAAAAAAAUUGUAGUCACCACUAACUAAUCUAAACAGCUACAAUAUACAGUACUUUACAUAAGGAGUGUUACAGGUUACUGCGCUAUUGAUAAACAGUUCAGAGGGUUCUGCACCAUUAAUUGUCUUGAGAAACAGAAUUAAUUGUAAAUGGCUUUGAAGAUUCAAAGCACGACGACUGUGAUUAAAUGCUUUAUUCGUCUUCAUUAAACGUCACUUGUUUG
Danio rerio (zebrafish) is the source of this 2173-nucleotide messenger RNA. NCBI's taxonomy places the organism in Eukaryota, Metazoa, Chordata, Actinopteri, Cypriniformes, Danionidae. The record is from RefSeq and is a predicted model, not a curated record.